AAAAAAACAAAAAAAACAAAAAAAAAAGAGUAAAGGAAGGUGCUUCUUCUGAUUUUCCUACGAUUAUAAGCUGAUACAUAUUUCCUUACCAAUAUUUACAUAGAUUUCCAAAUCUCUAUCUAUAUCUAUAUAUAUUUAUAUAAAUAUACAUAUAUAUCAUUCAUUUAAUUCGUUCCUAUCGCGUAGCAGAAGACAGGCUUUUAUUUGGAGGAAGUAAAAGAUGGAGAGUAUUCUUCUGAGAAUUCGGGUGAGAAGAGGCGUUAAUCUUGCCGUUCGUGAUACCCUUUCAAGUGACCCCUAUGUCCUCGUCACCAUGGGGGAACAGAAACUGAAGACUCGCGUGGUGAAAAACAACUGCAAUCCAGAGUGGAAUGAUGAAUUGACACUCUCCAUCACGGAUCUUGAGACCCCAAUCACUCUUACGGUGUUUGACAGAGACACACUAACUUCAGAUGACAAAAUGGGUGAUGCAGAGAUUGACAUCAAGCCCUAUAUAGAAUGCCUUAAAAUGGGGCUGGAAAACCGCCCAGAUGGCAGUGUGGUCAAGCGGAUUCAGCCGAGCCACGAGAAUUGCCUCUCCGAUGAGAGCAGUUGUGUUUGGACCAAUGGAAAAAUUGUUCAGGACAUGUGUCUCAGGUUGCGAAACGUCGAGUGCGGCAAAAUCGUCGUUCAAAUCGAGUGGAUCAAUUUUCCAGGUUGUAAAGGCUUAAUAGGAGAUGAAGCUAAAAAUGGUUCAUUAGAUGUUGAAGCUUCAAAGGGUCUGUUGGGAGUUGAAGGUAAAAGAGGUCUAUUUGGAGUUGAAGCUGCAAAUUAAUUAGUAUUUCUUCUCCUGUAAUGUAUGUAUUUGGUUUCAAGUUUUUGUGUCUUAUGCUUGAAAUAGUGUGUUUGUUUCGAGCUUUGUGUCUUGUGCUUGAAAUAAUGUUGUAUUUAUCUACGUUACAAGCUUAGUGUCUUGGUUAAGAUUGUCAUAGUGGCAUAUCUUCUGUAAGUUUUGUUUCCGAAAAAUUUGUGUUAUCCUGUAUAAAGUACUUGAAAUGGAUAAUGUAUUAGAAAACUAUCUAAACGACCAGUGCAAAUAUA
Messenger RNA from Morus notabilis, 1080 nucleotides. Its product is annotated as protein C2-DOMAIN ABA-RELATED 7. The coding region runs from base 221 to 814 and encodes 197 amino acids. The transcript has 3 exons. The record is from RefSeq and is a predicted model, not a curated record. NCBI's taxonomy places the organism in Eukaryota, Viridiplantae, Streptophyta, Magnoliopsida, Rosales, Moraceae.